AUGUCUUCCAACACUCGCUCUACCAAGAACUCUCCGAGGUCGGUCACAUCUUCAGAUGCCAUUGAGCAGUUAUUAACCCCUAGUUCCUCGAUGGAUUCUAUCAGGGCUACCGUUGGUACUGCAGGUGUUGAAGUCCCUAAUCCCGAAGGCCGCCAAUCGAACACACCUUCCGGCGUACUGGCUGCGCCAACUAUCCACCCGAUGGGUGUUUCGCCCCGCGCGGACUAUGGCGAUAGAAACAGGCCUUUGCCUCCUCUUCCCAUUUCAUCUUCCGCUGCAAUUACGUCCAGCCCAGCAAAGGCUGCUGACACUAAGAAGGAUACUACCUCUAUGACCGGGUCCUCAGGAAAGGUAUCACCGGAUGCUGCCAACGGUCGAAGCAAGGCAGGAGCGAGCGACAAAGGUCAGAGAAGUGCGAACGCAACUCAGUCUUUUUCCUCCACCCAAGACCUUGGUAAGAACCAGAUUAAGUUCCCCACCAUGGACGAAUCUCAAAGGCCUGCUGUGGCCCCGAUGCAGCGGCUUCCGGUGCGCCGUGUCCUUCGACGGCCUGAACCUUGA
Molecule: messenger RNA, 561 nt
Organism: Coprinopsis cinerea okayama7#130
Lineage: Eukaryota; Fungi; Basidiomycota; Agaricomycetes; Agaricales; Psathyrellaceae
Exons: 1
Coding region: 1-561 (186 amino acids)
Source: RefSeq, a predicted model, not a curated record